Messenger RNA from Hypoxylon trugodes, 1711 nucleotides. Its product is annotated as alpha/beta-hydrolase. NCBI's taxonomy places the organism in Eukaryota, Fungi, Ascomycota, Sordariomycetes, Xylariales, Hypoxylaceae. The transcript has 2 exons. The record is from RefSeq and is a predicted model, not a curated record. The coding region runs from base 488 to 1249 and encodes 253 amino acids.
AGCCAAUCGCUUAGAUUGUCGAACGUCGUACAAACCCAACGACGUAAGCAGAGAAUACGCUGUUAGGAUCCGUAUCACACAGGCCGCGGUUCAGCUGUACCUAAUUGCUCCUUUCGGAGGGUUAAUGAUAAUGGGUAUUCGCACCAGUUUGGUGCGAUUGUGCGUGGGCAUUCAUCAAAAGAAUACAUGCACACCAAGAUACGCCGUAAGUUUCCAACAGAAGCAACAGGAGUCCCGGAAAGGGCGUGUCCCGGAGCAAAUGCAUCAUGGGGUGCGUAUAUCUCGUCGCCGGAUGCCUUGUGAGUGAGGACAUCCUGCUCCGAUGCGGCGCAAGUCUCUCUGUGUAAUAAAUGCCCUCUUCGGUGAUAGAUGAUAGCACCAUAAAUCGUUCUUAAAUACGGCCACGCCAGCAUCAUCAUCAGAUGGAAAUCGCCAAGAAAUCACUCCACAACAUCCUUUGAUAUACACGAUUUUCACAUCAGCGAAUAUGUCUAAGCCAGUCUUUGUUCUUCUCCACGGCGCGUGGCAUAGUCCUACGUGCUGGGAUCAUGUUAUCGCCGCACUAAACAGGCAAGGUUACUCGGCCGUCGCGCCCGCACUCCCUUCGACCGGUUCCACCCCGCCGACACCAGACUGGUCCGGAGAUGUCAAAACAAUCCGGAAGACCGUCUUGGAACUUAUUCAAGAGAAUCACAACGUGAUUGUCGUCGCGCAUAGCUUCAGUGGCAUGACUGCUGGCACGGCCUUAGAAGGCCUGGAUAAGCGGGCAUGCGAGUCUAAAGGAUUGAAGGGCGGAGUCGUAAGAUUGAUCUACAUCAAUGCUUUUCUCGUUCCAGAGGGUUUCCAGCACUCUCCACACGGCACCCGGAAUAACAUGAUUCCUGAAAUGAAGACAGAUUUUACUGCCGGCACCAUCAACGUCCAACCCGAAGAUGCGAAGGAUAUGUUUUAUCAAGAUCUAGAUGAUAAUACCGUCGCUGAGCUCUCGAAGAAUUUGCGCCCGCAAAGUAUCGCAUCCUAUUGGAGUACUACUACCUACGCUGCUUGGCGCUACAUCCCGACCGCAUACAUUCUAUGCGCAGGAGACCGACCAACAACCGUCGCCGCGGCGCAAUACCUUAUUGAUACUGCGAAGUCAAGUGGACCUCAUAAGAUUGAUGUGAUCCUGAAGAUCGAAGCUGGCCACUCUCCCUUUUUGAGUAUGCCUGAGUACACGGCUGAAGCGCUCACUCGGAUUGGACAACUAUAGUUUAGGAGAUAUGUAUUUCUUGUAUUAUUAGGUAUUUGGGUACCCGGCGUUGGAUAGAUUGACUUCAUAACUGUUUAUUAUACUUGGCGAAUAUGAAAAAUUCAUUGAUAUUCCCAUUCUUCCCCCCAUCAUUUCUCUCAGUUAGUCCUUUCGUUGGAAUGGUCGUUGUCCGAUAACAGUCAAUCGGCCUACGUUAUAAGCAAGUUUCUGCCUAUCCCGAAAGACCUUGGAGAUCACACCCCGACACGUAUCGCCAGAGCCAUUUCGCAUAGGAUCCAAGGCCUUGUAGCUUACUUCUUCGGAUGCCAUUAACGCAGUAUCCAAUUGAAAAACCAACAGGUCCAACGGAAACGGCCUAUUAUCCUUUGCAACAUUUGUGAGCCCAUAUUCCUCAAAAAAUUUCGGCAACUUAAUCGGCCAACUGCGACGGAAUUAGCUCACGGCAUCAGCCUAUUCCCGUAC